GUUCCAUUUUUCUCCCAAAUGGAUGAUCAAUUACUUGAUGCAAUAUGUGAACGUCUAGUCUCGUCCUUAAGCACAGAAGGCACUUAUAUUGUCCGUGAAGGAGAUCCAGUCGCAGAAAUGUUGUUUAUCAUCAGAGGUAGGCUCGAGAGUUCUACAACGAAUGGUGGUCGGACUGGUUUCUUCAAUUGCAUUACAUUGAGGCCUGGAGAUUUUUGUGGAGAGGAGCUACUCGCUUGGGCUUUGCUUCCGAAAUCAACGAUCAACUUGCCUUCUUCGACCAGAACAGUCAAGGCGCUUGUUGAAGUAGAAGCAUUCGCAUUGAGAGCUGAAGAUCUCAAGUUUGUUGCCAACCAAUUUAGACGCCUUCAUAGCAAGAAGCUCCAGCAUACAUUCCGGUUCUACUCUCACCAUUGGCGCACAUGGGCAGCCUGUUUCAUUCAGGCUGCAUGGAGACGACACAAGCGGAGAACAAUGGCAAAAGAUCUUGCAGCACUGGAAUCAUUUUCUCUGGAUGAGAGUACGGUCGAUGAAACAGAGCAAAAUGAGGAGCAUGAUCAAGGUAACGCUAGCUCAAAUCCGUCCCCAAGAAUAUCACACCUCGGAGUCACAAUAUUGGCUUCAAGAUUUGCUGCUAACACAAGAAGAGGAGCUCAAAAGCUUAAAGAUGUAAGAUUGCCUAAGUUACAGAAACCUGAAGAGCCUGACUUUUCAGCUGAGCCUGAUGACUAGAUU
Messenger RNA from Solanum tuberosum (potato), 732 nucleotides. Its product is annotated as probable cyclic nucleotide-gated ion channel 17. The record is from RefSeq and is a predicted model, not a curated record. The transcript has a single exon. The annotation marks the transcript as partial. Lineage: Eukaryota; Viridiplantae; Streptophyta; Magnoliopsida; Solanales; Solanaceae.